AUGGAAUCUAUCAAACACAGAUUAGCAGACCAAUUUAGAAGUGUAAUAGGAAAUUUUAUUCCAAUUAACAAUUCCAACUCAAAAUUUGAAUCUGAUGGAUUUUUAACUCCCAAGGAGUUCGUUGACUCUGGAGAUUAUUUAGUUCUUCAAUUCCCAAACUGGUUUUGGAGAAGUGCUUCUAAAGAGUAUUUAGUGGGGUGGCUUCCUAUAAACAAACAGUAUCUGCAUAUAGAUAACAUACCAUGUAGAAGAAGACUCAAAUCAUCUGGACUUUGUAUUUCAAAAGACAGUUCGGGUGGAAUAACAGAUGAUCGGGAAGACGAAUGGAUUUUUCCAACAAAAAAAAAUGAAAAAAAAACUGAUAGCUUUAGUAUUAAUGAAGAUUCCAGAUAUUACGAUAUUAGUGUAACAUAUGAUAAAUUCUUUCAAACCCCAAGAAUAUGGCUUUUCGGAUACGAUAAGGAUGGAUCCCCCUUGAGUACUGAAGAAAUGGUUGAAGACAUUAUCAAUGAAUACGCAACUAAAACGAUUACAUUAGAUCCUCAUCCAUUCACGGGAAUAUUAUGUAUCUCUAUUCAUCCUUGUAACCACUCUAAUUUGCUAAAAAAGAUGGCUAAGAACCAUCCUCCACACCUUUCUAUAGUUAUAUUGCUGAAAUUUAUUACUAGUGUUAUCCCAUCCAUUGAAUUAGAUAAUACAAUAGACAUCGAUAUCAAGUUUGAUAUAUAG
Cryptosporidium ubiquitum is the source of this 729-nucleotide messenger RNA. Its product is annotated as autophagocytosis protein. Lineage: Eukaryota; Apicomplexa; Conoidasida; Eucoccidiorida; Cryptosporidiidae. Gene Ontology annotation, molecular function: Atg8-family ligase activity. The record is from RefSeq and is a predicted model, not a curated record. The coding region runs from base 1 to 729 and encodes 242 amino acids. The transcript has a single exon.